Messenger RNA from Hansenula anomala, 449 nucleotides. RefSeq lists its product as uncharacterized. The transcript has a single exon. Lineage: Eukaryota; Fungi; Ascomycota; Saccharomycetes; Phaffomycetales; Wickerhamomycetaceae. The record is from RefSeq and is a predicted model, not a curated record. Bases 36 to 314 code for a protein of 92 amino acids.
CUUUUGGUAAAGCCUCCAAUUCUUUCAAAUCCUCCAUGAAAUCAUCAUCGUCGUCAUCCAGAUCUAUGAAAUCAUCAUCAUCAACGACAAAGUCAUCAUCUUUCUUCUUCUUAGCCUUAGGUGCUGUGGUUGAUUUUUUUGAUUUAUCAAAGAAUUCUGACUUCUUUGGAGCCGGCGCUGGUUCUGGUGCCUUCUUGGCUUUCUUUGGAUCUUUCACUUCGACAAUGUCAUCAUCUUCAUCAUCUGAGAUUGAGAUAGGUCUAGAUCUUUUAGCAGGAACUGACUUUGCGGGUUUCUAUAAAAGGGAUUAUUAGUAUUGGAUCAAUUGCAACCUAAUUUCAACAUACUUUUGGUGUAGCUUUCGCACUACUUCCUCCACUCUUCUUACCACUAUUCCCAAAGAAGUCUCUGAUGUCCACCAUCUUCAAUUUCUUUGAUGCUUUCAAAUG